AUGAAAUCAUCUGAUACCUUUCAACUUUUCCAAAAAAUAAAAAUGUCUGAGGGAAGAUUUCCAACUUAUCAUCAUUUACCCCCAGCGGCCCCAGCACCUCAAAGACAUCAUUUGGCAACUGCUGCAACACCUCCUGUUCCUCAUCCACUUACAUUCCAUCCUCCUGCAAUUUCUCAUCAGCUAUCUUCGUGGUUUACUAAACAAGAUAUGGCCGCUUACAGAAAUACACCAUAUGCUUCUUUGCACAAUAUUGCUGCAUUACAGAUGCACAAACCCCAACAUACUCCUGUAAUUGAUAGGUGGAUGGAUUCAAGAAAUAAUAUGCCGCCUCCAUCUAGACCUGAUCCACCAUCUCCUAGUCCAGCUCAUUCCGCAAAUGUAUCACCUAGUUUUUCAGCAUGUCGAACUGUUGAGAUUGAUCUUACUAAAUAUAAAAAAGAAUCUGAGCAAAUGUCCAUUGACUUGUCUUCAAAUAAUAAAAAUUAUGAAAGAUUUUGUUUUAAACGAGCAAGAGAUCAAGUAAAUGGUCAAAUAAAUUUAUCUGAAAUAGGAAAUAUUGAAGAGAAGGCAAUAAGUGUUAUAGCACCAAACCCUCAUAAAGUUAUUAAGUCUGAAAUCAGAUGUGAUGCCCCAGAUUAUAUGCAUAUUCAAAAAGUAAAAAAUGUUAAUAAUGACAGUUAUGAAAACAAAUGUAGUAAACAUGAUAUUAAGGUUACUUGGGAUGUGGUAGAUAGUCCUAUAAAAAUUGAAGUUGAAGAUACAAAUAAUGUUGAAAAAAUGUUGGAAAACAUAUUUCAAACUAAUGAGUCUGAAAAGCAAUCUGUUAUUAAAAUUAUAAAACCAAGAAAAUCACCAUCACCAUCAAUGAUGAGGGCAGAAUCUGUAGAAAAAAUACUUAAAUCACCAUCUCCUAUACCUAGAAUAGAACAUGAUAAAUCUGAGGAUUCUAUACCAUCUGAAAAUUCUUCAAAAAAAAUUCAUGACACACAUUCUCAAUUUCUUGAAGUAGAAAACAAAUUAGAAGAAUUAUUUGGUGGAGUCAUUACAUCAACUAGUAUACCUGAUCAACAAAUAGAGAUUGAUAAUAAAUCAAAACCAAUAAUUUCUACAAAAAGGCCUUAUAAUAAAAAUAAGAAACAAUUAAAAAAAGUAAAAAAAAACCUACCCAUAGCUGAAAAAUUGAAACCAGCUGUUGAACAACCUUUUAAAAAAUAUAAAGGCCCAUUGAUAAGAGUCAAUGGUGGUAAUAUAGAAAAUCCAAGAAGUUUUGUUAUAAUUAACCGAAAUGUUCAAGAUGACGAGGACUCAUUAGAUGGUCGAAAUAUUAAUCGAAAGACUUAUUCAUAUAAGUCUGGUGUUUGCAAUGGUGAAGAAAAACCUGAUGUGAGCAAUUUAGAAAGUAGUGAUUGGAAAUGUGUAUUCUGUUCUCGAGGAGCUCACGUAAGGGACAUUGGUUAUGAUCCUACUGGAGAUCUUUUUGGUCCUUAUUAUGUCAGUAUACCAAAGGUUGUAAAACCAAAUGAUAACCCUAAGCGAAAGAAAUCUAAGCAUAAUUUAAAUGAUAAUGAUACUUCAGAAACAUUUAUUGAGGUAUGGACUCAUGAAAAUUGUUUAGUUUGGGCGUCUGGUGUUUAUAUGGUUGGGGAUAAAAUUGUUGGGUUGGAAGAUAUUGUGAGAAUUGCAAAAAAUACUAUCUGUGUUUAUUGUGGUGCUAAUGGGGCUAGUAUUGGAUGUACAGCACGUCACUGCAAAUCAAGUAUACAUUAUAAUUGUGCAAUACAUGUUGGUUGGCUUCUAGAUAGCCAGAAUCAUAUGACUACAUGUAAUGUUCAUAGGAAUUCUCUCCUUGGAAGUAGUUGUCAUUAA
Molecule: messenger RNA, 1866 nt
Organism: Macrosiphum euphorbiae (potato aphid)
Lineage: Eukaryota; Metazoa; Arthropoda; Insecta; Hemiptera; Aphididae
Source: the annotation of a GenBank genome assembly